Molecule: messenger RNA, 895 nt
Organism: Myripristis murdjan (pinecone soldierfish)
Lineage: Eukaryota; Metazoa; Chordata; Actinopteri; Holocentriformes; Holocentridae
Product: placenta-specific gene 8 protein-like
Exons: 4
Coding region: 150-683 (177 amino acids)
Source: RefSeq, a predicted model, not a curated record
AUGCAAACAAUACACAUGCAAAUCAUCUCUGUGCCAAAGCGAAGUUCUUCCUUGAUGUGCUAAAUGCCACAUUUGCUCCACAGUGCGGUUCACCAAGCCUGUCGCCUCCGAGUUUUUCAACACUAGGUCUUCCUUUUUUGAGGGCCACCAUGUCAACAAAUGUGAUCAUCAAUGGCCAGCAGGCCCCUGCUGCCCCGACUCUGAUCGCUGUCCACUCUAACCAGUGGAGCACCAGCAUCUGUGGCUGCUUUGAUGACUUACAAGUCUGCUGCUUUGCCUACUGGUGCUUCCCUUGCUUUGCCUGCAGCACUACAUCAGAGUUCGGCGAGUGUUUCUGUCUCCCCCUGUUGGACGUGCUGUGGACCACCCUCCAGCUGGUUUCGUUCCCAACAUGCACCCCACCCGUGUCCAUGGCCAUGAGGGUUGCUGUGCGAAAUCGCUACGGCAUCCAGGGGGACAUGUCAGGUGACUGCGUAUAUGCCACCUUCUGCAACAUCUGCUCCUGGUGCCAGAUGGCCAGGGAGAUCAAGAGACGCAGCCACACCCUCACUGUAAUCAACGCCCAGCCCACUAUGAUGGCCUCCCAACCAAUGAUAGUGACCUCCCAGCCGGGGGUCGCUGUCUCCCAGCCAAUGGUCUCCUCAAUUAGCACUCAGGGUGUCCUGACUUCCAGGAUCAUGUGACCUCUAUUUCUCUCGAGUUAUUUUAUAAGCCACUGCAUGUCCUGUAGAGCUAUGCCAACUAUUUAGUAACACUGGCCAGGUUUCCCAAUGUGUCUGGGAAUGUCCAAAUUUUGAGUUGGGCGUCCCGAGUCCUAACAAAUACCUGAAUACAAUAAAACGUCUGAGUUUUCAAUAUUCACUCCAAACUGUUGCUAUUCAUGCCAACAAUUCGA